This is a messenger RNA of Schistosoma haematobium, 3413 nucleotides long. RefSeq lists its product as uncharacterized. The record is from RefSeq and is a predicted model, not a curated record. The transcript has 2 exons. Lineage: Eukaryota; Metazoa; Platyhelminthes; Trematoda; Strigeidida; Schistosomatidae. Bases 2896 to 3345 code for a protein of 149 amino acids.
UGCAAACGAACUUGUGUGUUUCAAAUCAUGACCUUGAGAGUUAACAGUUGAGGCAGUCUGUUAACUGUCGAACACUUAAUACUGCGACAGCAAGUAGUUAGACACUAAAAAAAUGUUUAAUUGAUGUGCAUUGUUAAGAUGUCGUUUAAUGAUAUUCAUAAUAAUAGUGUUAUUAAUAAUAACGGUAAUUAAAUUGAUAGUUCAUCGAAAAAUGUAAAUACAUGUAUAAAUCGUGUAAACAGUUAGUGAUAAACUAAACGAGUCCAACGAAGUUGAAUAUCGUUACACAAAUAAUAAUAGUAAACACCACAUGAAACGCAUACACAUGUCGAGAAAAAAAACAUAAUGAAUUUAUCAAUAUCAGUAGUACACACGAAAUGUGUUUUUUUAAGAAAAAAUUGCUUGCAAAAAAAUGUUAUUAGUAAUUCUGCUAAUAUAGAUAUUUAGUCACAUUAUAGAAAAUGGCAGAAUAAAGAUUAAGUAAUGAAUUCAACAUAAUGUUUGGGAAAAUGUACGUGUCUUCCUGAACGAGUUGUUUUUGUAGAAGGUAAAAUAGCGGAACUAGGAGCUAAAUUUGUGGGGGCUGUAACUUUAGAAUCGUCUGUUUUACGAAGUAUUGAUUUCGUAGAAGUAGGUGAAGAAUUAUUUGAAAACACUGAAAGCUACGUUGUGCGACUGCUGCUGUCUUUAGUCAGCUUUCGGCUGUCAUGUGUUUCGGUCUCUACAAAAGCAGGUUUUAUCCUGUCAGUUGAAACUAUUUCUUUCUUCUCUUUCUUUUUUAUUGUAAUCUUCCGAUGUGCCGCGGAGCGUUGGGUCGAGUUUUCACUAUAAUCUUUUUUCGUCAUCUUGGAAAGUGUAGGUAAUAUGCUGGCGAAUAUAUCAUUUACUCGGGUGUCAACUUUAAUACUAUGUAUGUGAUGGUCCGACUGAGUUCCCUUUACUUGAAGCUUCGUGCAGGAAUCGACAAGUUUUCUUCUUUUAACGUCAACUAUUAAGUUGUAGAAGCUUAGAAAAUCUGCACCUAAUAUAGAGUGGCGGACAUUAGCAAUAAUGAACACCCAAGUUUGAUGUCAUGAGUUGUUCGCCAAAUGUCCUUAUUUUGGUUUUAUUAACUGCCUGUAGAGUAAAUUUUUCACUCUUAUCAAUGGGUUUUUUGGCUAAGGUAAGUGGGACGACACUGACUUGAGCUCCGUUCCUUUCAAAAGAAACAAUCUUUACCACGAUAAUGCCUAAUUUAUUGUUUAAGGGUGAAAACCUUAGGAAUUGGCAUGUCAUAUUAUAGAAACAGGGGUAACAGUUCUACCGUCUAGUCAAAUAUCCAUUCUCACUGGCGUAUCUAAACCUUGCUACGAGAAUCGUGAUGGUGGGGUAAAUUGUGUGACGCCAUGCAAUAACUGACUUUAUUUAUCUCAACAAACUGCAUACAACCCACGUGAACUUUUGCAUACGUCUGCCUGUUGGUUUUUUAGCAUUGUAUGCUACCUUGCUUAGUCGUUACAUAAUUUAAAAAUUAUUAUGUUACUAUAAAGUUUAGGAAUCUAUUAUGAAAUACUGUAAGGCUUACUAGUUUAAACGUUAUGGAAAAAGAACAUCUGAGGUUUCAUGAGUCCCUUGUUUAGUUGGGGGAUUGCGUGAUCUCUCAUCUGUCGAAGCCAAUUAAAAUAUAUCAUCUAUGGGUAGUGCUAUUAAGGACCUUGAACAGAUCUUAUACAGACUGUAUAAAAGAUUGACUUCUUAAACUCAACGGAUAAACCUCUUCAACUCAAACUUAAAUAUAGUUCGUAAGAGUUGUAUUUAGUGUAAUACCAGAUUUGUCUUACUAAAAAACAGUUAAGAUCACGCUGUCCAUAUGUAUAUUUCAAAUUGAUUUCCAUUACGACAGUCUGUCUGUUCAAAUUCCGUCGGGGAUAUAUCUUACAAGAUUAAAUAGCAUGGGUGUAGCUCUAAAUAUUUGCUAACAUCAACGAACUAUGUAAGCCAUGAAAUUCGUCCUCUUAUUUGUGGUAAAAUAUCACCGUAAAUUAUGCAUUGGGUUCACAAUGUGUAAUUCAGUAACAAUAAAAAGUUUUAAACUUCUUGAAUACUACUGCAUUAAGGAAUAAUAUUCAGAAGUACUUUUGUGUAACUAAACACCACCUUUGAUUCAUUACGUCAUAUGUGGGAUGACUCAUCUCAUUUCACCUCAAUAUGGGUAAGAUACCUUUAGCGACCAAAGCCAAUUCUAGCACACAUUCAAUCUGCUAGUGGCUACAACCGUUCAUGUCAAGUCUCUUUAUAGUACACAAAAAACGCAUCAGAUUAUACCCUUCAAUGUCUAACGUGGCACUUAUUCAUAUUCUAUGAAUCACGAAAUAGAGCAGUGUGCUAGUAAUUAAACUAAUCAAAAUUUAAUCACUGAGUUGCCUAUUUGAUCUUUAUUUCCCUGACUCUGAUUUAUCACUGUGACUUGUAUCACCAGCUCAUCACCAAAAUUAUAGGUUAUGGUCGGAACUAAAUACUUUUAGUUGGUUACAUUUCUAACUCAUUAGAUUAAGUCAGUGGAGUAGAAGUCAGUGCUCGUGAAGAUUAUGUAGAAUGCAUUGAAAUCAACCAUGUUAAUCUUAUUAUGUUCACCUCAUAUACUUUUACAAAAUGUCAACACUAACAUUUUAUAUAUUUCGAAGAGUUUUGGAUUUCCAGAUUUUAGACCAGAUGAAGAAAGUAGGCAAAAAUGAAUCAAAGCCAAAGGUUUCAGAAUUUUUGCCAAGAUGUGGUGUUACUGUUGAUUUAUAUUAUCCAGAGCAAAUGUCAAUAGAUCAACUACUAGAAAUAUUUGAACGUCGAGGUUUCAAAUCUCUAUAGGUAUCCAAUGUAAAUACAUUAGAACAUAUUGUAAAUCUUUAUUAUGAUCAUCUUAUGCCAAAAUGUCAUCGAAACGAAUGGAUUGAUGAAUUCAUUGAAUCUACAACUAUCCAUCCUUCUAUUGAUGAUGAUGACGGUGAUGAUAAUAAUAAUAAUAAGAGUAAUUUAUCAAAAGAAAAAAUGAACUUCAAUGAUAAAAUCACUAAACCUAAACGAAAUAUAGAUCAUCAUUUAGAUCAUUUAAUUAUUACUUAUGAUGAAAAACGAUUUACUCCUCCUUGUUCUAUUCAAACUUUAUCAUCAAAAGAACAUCAUCAAUCCAUGUGUAAAACGUCGAAUAGUUUACAUCAAGAUAAUGAUCAUCAUAGUAUACUAUCAUCUUCUCAUUCAAUAAUCAAUGAGAACUCUUCAAAUAAUUCUAAAUUCAAUGAUCAUUCAUUGAAAUCAAUGAAAAAAAGACCUAAAAUUAAUCGUAAUUUUGAAACCCUUACAAAUAAUCUUUAACUAUUUGUAUAUGUAAAUGAUGUUGUACUAUCUUAUCCUAUUAAAUUUAUUCUAUCUUUUACAAUGAA